CAACGAGCACUGCUGCCAAUGUUUACUUCUCCGGCAUGUCUUCACCAGCCGCGGAAAAGUAAUGUUUUGGUUCAUUGAGGAUAAUUGUAUGACAUGCAGAUCGAAAAGCCACCAUGUUUGUACGGCUUAUAUUGAAAUCUGUGCACGGAUAAUGCACUAGCUAACCGCAGCUAGAACAGUUGAACAGCUUCCUCUCUCGGGCAACGAGCUGUUGUCGACAAUUGCAGAUCGUCUCCGGCUCCAUGAUGGCGAUGUUUCGGAGCUUUGUCUCGGCGAGCACCCAGCUCCGGCAGCAGCAGCAGCCCAACAGCGGCUCAAGCUCGCUGGCAGCCCAGGCUGAGGGCAUCGAGAGCCAGUUCUCUUGUCCCAUCUGCCUGGAGGUCUACCACAAACCCGUCAGCAUCGCCAGCUGUGCCCACACGUUCUGUGGGGAGUGUCUGCAGCCAUGUCUUCAGGUGACCUCGCCCCUCUGCCCUCUCUGUCGUGUGCCCUUUGACCCUAAGAAAGUAGAGCGCUCGUCCAGUGUGGAGAAGCAGCUGGCAUCAUACAAAGCACCCUGCAGGGGCUGUAGCAAGAAGGUGGCUCUGGUAAAGAUGAGGUCCCACAUUGCUUCCUGUUCUAAAGUGCAGGAGCAAAUAGCCAACUGUCCCAAGUUUGUCCCUGUGGUACCCACUUCUCAACCUAUACCAAGCAAUAUUCCGAACCGGUCAACUUUUGUGUGUCCGUUCUGUGGGGCCAGAAACCUGGACCAGCAGGAACUGGUGAAGCACUGUAUGGACAACCACCGUAAUGACCCUAAUAAAGUGGUGUGUCCGGUGUGUUCAGCCAUGCCAUGGGGAGACCCCAGCUAUAAGAGCUCCAACUUCCUCCAGCACCUCCUCCACAGACACAAGUUCUCGUAUGACACCUUUGUUGACUACAGCAUUGAUGAAGAGGCAGCACUGCAGGCAGCUCUGGCACUGUCACUGGCUGAAAACUGACAACAGUCUCACCACCACCAUCCUUUCACAGCACCGACUCCACCAUUACUGCACUGCUGCUGUUCCUCCAUGGCUCAGAAGGUAUUAUCCAGCUAACAGACACACCUGACGCAGCCAGAUUCACACAGUCUCUCACUUCGUUUUCACGCCAGCAGUGUUUCUCCAGGUGUAGCGGUACAGCCGGUGUGCUGUGCUACGAAGCAAAAGCAGUUCGGAGGUAUCUUCUCUGCUUCAUUUCAGUUUGAUAACAAAGCGUCCUGCCGAUUUGGAAUGGAUCCAGUGACCUUCAAGAUAAACUACAUUAAAAACCCAUCACACACUGACUUUAAAAACCCCAACCUGCAGCUUGGAAACAGUCUAUCCACUGACAGCUUCAGUUCCCCUGACAGCUGCCACCUGGACCACGACAGCAUGAAGGGCUACCUCCAUGGAAAAAUGUCUCGACUGUGAGUUUGAACGUCCCGAAGCCCACUGACUCUAAAGCCCUCAUCAUGGUUCAGGUGUCUGACCACUAGCCACUUGCUAGGACGUUCCUGACUGCUGCCACUCAGUGUGAGUGACUUGUUCAAUGGUCAGUCUGAGAAAUGACGAGCAGGGACUUUUUAUUUUGCAAAGGUAAGCAGACAAAGUUCAAAUAUAAAUCACCAUGAAUCAACAGCUCUUCAAUUCAUCAAUAUAUUUUAUUGCACUUACAGACAAAACAAAAUCAUAUUAGAACAUCAGCACCGGCAGGCCUGUCGACAGGUUGCUCAGUUCUGUAGAAGAUAAACAGGCUUUCAGCAGAUUUGUUGACUGAGCUGCUCGUAGUGUGGCUACAUGCUAACGCCUGCACUGGUGCUAUCCAUGACAUCUUCUAAUAGUCAUGGUCAGGAGGUUGGAGGUAGUGAUCCCCCAUAGGUGGCACCACAACAUCACGCAUGGAGAGGCUAAUAUUCCAUGAUUUCAAAAGAAAUGUCUCCGCUCCUACCAUUAUCUGGCCUGAGAGUUUCACUGCAGUAACCUGGUGGUCCACGCUGCUACGCUCAGUUUGUCAGUCCUGAUGAGGGUGUGUGAGGAAUAUUCUGCCUGCGCUGUUGAAAGGUUGACGUUGCACGUGUGACAGACAAACGUGCAGACUGACAGUUGUCCCUGUAAUAUUAUAUUGAGAAAAAUAUCAUAAAUACAUCACAGUGUUGAGUAGCUGCAACAGAACAUACGUUACUUUAUGAUAAAUUGAGAUGUGAAUAUAAUACCGACAGAUCAUAGGAGUGUCUUAACAUAUAAUGAUAAAAACAGCCAUGUUAAUAUAAAGUAAGCUCAAGUUACUAAACCUUACCAUAUAUGUUCUUUGUAUGAAUGGGAAUAUAUUAUACAGCGAUAUUCCUGAGCUGGAGUUUUUAUAUUUUUAUUGAUUUCAUCUUAUUCUACUUUAUUGUUAUUUUCUAUGCACACAAAAAUGGAAUUUGUUAAAUAAACGACUUAACAAGCGAAAUACAGAUUUUUAAGAUGGACUGAAAUCAUUCCUCUCAGAUUUCUGUCUGCAGCUGGAGGAAUAUAUUGGUUUGUGUGGAAGCUGACGGAAUCAGGGGUGAAAUGUUUCUUUUGGUUCAGUCCUGUCACUGCCAGCAUGCACACACUGCUGUACCACAGCUCUGUGGAACUGAAGGCCUCUGUCUGUCCCGCUCUGCCUCAGCUGUGUUUCUCACCAUUUCUUCUGUCCCUCUCCAAAAUAACCUACUUAUACGUUUGCUGCUGCAUUAAAAAACAACAGAAGACCAAAUAAAUUACAAAAAGCAUCAGCGUAAUAUCUCCAUAAUCAUUUAGGGGAGACUUAAGCAUCUUUUAUAUUUCCUGCAUCCGAAUGAUGAAGCGUACGUUUUGCCCCUGUUACGUGGUCAGUGUGAACUGUCUGCCCAAACAAACACCCAAACAGAGCCAAAUCCACUCUCCAUGUUUGUCUGGCCAAUUAGCCUGUCCUAACCUCUGACCAGUGAUGUGUGUAGUCCUUACUCCCGCCCAAACAUACACCCACCACAAACAUGCAGGCCCUGCUUUCCUUGGCUCAUUUUUGUCUCAGUGCUGGAGGCUCUUUCACAAACUGUAGACAUGAAAGCUUAUAAAGAGUGUAGAGUGCUGUGGCACAGUGGUGGUGUGACAGGUCAGGCACUGAGAAAUCACGGUGAGUCUUGACGUGGGAUGCUAAUGGCAGGUUGUCAGACUUGGCAAUAUAUCAUCUCCAACGGGAGCAUCUUUGUUAGAAUUAUGAGAUUUUCCAUUACUGUUGUGAAAGAUUAAAUUCAACAUUCACUGCACUUCUGUCGUGUCUUCGUCAGUGGACUGCAGCAGUUGGCAGCGGGAGCCAUUAACCAGAUUCCAGACCAGCUGGACUCACUGGUAGAGUGACCCCAAGAGCCAAAUAUGGAAGUGUUGAAGUUAGCAGAGCUGUCAGAGACAGCCAGCCUGCUGACAUCCAGACCUGUGGGAAAGCUGAGUCUGUAUCCUGUUCACCGUGAUGUUGAACUAGUUUUAUAUGUUUAGAUGGUGGAUUGGUGUUACAGUCAUAAUUCUGACAUGGCAACACCUAAAGGAAGCUUCACAGAGUUACUGUCCAUCCCAGCUUCACUGAAGACAUCAGCAGAAACCUAGAGAGACAACAGACUUCAAAGCUUCAUGUGUAGCUUGAACAUACCAAACUGCAGCCAUGAAGGAAGGAUCAUUUGUCCUGAAUGCCAAUAAUACCACGAUGAACUCCAUGAUAUGUUAACAUUUACAAUACCAGACAUUAGCACCUCAUCCACUAUCACCCCUAAAAGUAAAGUUACACAGUUCCUAUUUUUUAUGCAUCUGAAUAUUUGCACUUACCAACAUUUUGUGAUCUGUGGAUAUUAUUGGGAAGGAAAUCAGAAAGGAUGGCAGUGCUGGACUGAGGUCUGACCUCUGUUUGACUGUUAUCUGCUUCUUCAGCUCUUGCUACAAGGAAUAUUUUUAUGAUCCAUCUGCCAAGAUAGAUGAGAAUAAAAAGAUAUAUUUUUGGAAAAUGUCUCUGUUUCAAACCACUGGACUAAUAUCAGGCAUGGGUCAGACAGUGUCUGCACCCUUUCGGGGACAGUGACAUCAAACUUGAAUUGCUGAAUCCCACACGUGCACACAUGCAAGAAACUUGUGCAGGACUAGAGGGAAUGGGACUGGUUUAACGCAGGUGUGUUCUAUAGUUUAACCAAUAGAUGGUGGUCCUUCUCCAGACAUGCAGAGCCAUACAAACAGACACUUGGAGAUCAUGCUUUCGAUGGAGAUGCGUGGGUAAUGUUUCCACGGUGGAUGCAUUCAUCAUUUGCACUUUAAUUCACUCAGUUUUCUAAUGAUUCUAUUUGUAUAAGCUUAACAACUGUUUAAUGAUUUUGCUAUUAAAUUUCUUUGUGUUUUGUUAAAGUUUACAAAGAUCUUGUAAAUUGUUAAAGGUGUCAGGGGUCAGAAGUUAUUUGAUAGAAAUGUACCAUUAGUUUUGUUUAUGUGACAAAACAUUCAAAUGUGUUGACUUAGUACUUAUUUUAAAUGGGCAGCAUGUGCCAUUUUUUUCUUCCAAUAAUGUUUCUGUGGUCAAAAGAACUGAAUUGACUGGAAAUCUUCUUUAUGCAACACCAGAGCUGCACCCACAGUAAAGCAGGUCAUGUGAAAAGGAGGAAUCUGCAGAGGAGAAUUAAGUCCAUGUCAUUGUGUGAAUAAUGGUGAAGGUGGGAAAGAUUAACAUUUUUUGGACUUGUGAGCAUUGCGGCUGAUGAGUCAAUGCAGCUGUAUGUAUGAACAGUAUUGAAAAUGAUUGGGAAGUGCAGAAAAACAAAGAACUAAUACAACCCUGUUUCGCUGUGUAAAAUAUAGCUAAAAGCAGAAUGCGGUCACGACUGAGCCUUUCACAGCCAAUCAUGAUGCUAUCACCUGUUACCAAUCAACCUGUUCACUGUGGAAUGAUCCAAACAGGUGUUUUUGGAGCCUUUAACAACUUUCCCAGUCUUUAGUUGCUCCUGUCCCAACUUGUUUGAAACACAUUGCUGACAUCAAAUUCAGAAUAAGCAGAUAUUUACAACAGUCAACAAAGUUGAUGAGGUGAGACAUGAACUGUUUUUCAAUUGAGUCAAUGUCAAAAAAAGAUUAACAAAUAAUGUCCAUGUGUUUUACACAGUGGCCCAACUUUUUGUCCCAAAAAAUUAAUCUCUCAACUAAAAUAUUUUUUGUCAUGUCAGUAUUACUCUUUCGUAAGUUGCAUAUGUUGCUCAAAAUAUAACAAUGGAAAUAAAUGAAAGCUAUUUUAUAUAUUUGAGUAGACUUCAGCCCCCUUGCCGCAUAAAAACACAAUUAUUUCUGUUUUUUAAAAUUUGUGUUGGAGUGGAAACCUCACCUUCUUACCUUGAUUCUUACUUUGUUACAGUUUGUGUGCUCCAUGUUUUUCUGCUUCUUUCUGAGCUCUUCAAUUGAGCUCCUUUUCCCAAGAAAUGUAAAUAAUCUGUGUUCAAUCCUUGUUUUUCUGAAACUCUUGCGGCUCAUCACUGAUGAUCUUUAAAGCCAGCCAUACAGAUACAGUAGCUCUACAUUCACACACACACAGGAAGUGUGUUACACUGUAGACUAGACGUUGUAAAUAACAACCACCUUCUUAAACACAUUUGAUGCAAAUAUGGAGGUGCAUGAAAACUGUGAGGCUUGAAAGGGUUCAAGGAUUGGUUCAGAUUUUUUCUUAAUGUGCAUUGAAAGAGUUACCUGUCACUGGAAUCAUUCUUCCUCUCCAUACUGGCCUAGUAUCAUUCCUCUGCACAGCAAACAUACAAGACGAGUUAAAGCUAAUAUGAGCAAUGUGAGUUAGCCAAAUCAAGUGGCCCUAAAGAGGCGAUAUGAAACCUGAACGUCUGGGUUCUGUUCCAGAAGUCAUCAUUCAAAAGCCCAGUGGUAACUACACUAAUAACUACACAUCCAGCCAUCUCAACAGUAUGGUGCCUGGCACACUUCAUGUGUUUAUGGCUCACUUCAUGUGUUUAUCAUGUGUUUAUCAUCAGUUUUUGAAAAACGAUCCACUAUCGUUGUUUGUUAAAUGUUUAUAUUUUUAGCAGCCUUUAAUAAACAUCUUUUUCCAAGAGGAGGAGGACUGAUUGAAGUGACCAUGAACUCUUUCAAUGUUUGACGUGAGUGUCCUUUAAAUGUGGUGACAUACACGCUGAUCAUUUAGCUUGCUACAUGCUAAUGCUACUUUAUAGUAGCACAACGAAUAAUGUGUUUACAUUAACAAAACCCUUGUUGCCCGAUAGUUGAAGCCCUCCAGUCUCACUAGUACAACUGUAGCCUGCUUGAAGCGGGACAGCAGCUGGUUAACAGGGUGUCAGAGACGGAUCGGACUGAGCUGAGCUGACUGAGGUGGUGUGAUACUGUAAAGCCUACUUUUCAGAGCUACACUGAUUUUCAGUCAGAUAUUUUUACCUUAGCUGUCUAGCGCCGUUAUAAAACCUGAGCUGUCUAAGCUGGUCUUUGACAGCCGGAUCUUUUACACAUGAAAGUCACUUUACUCUCUUGGCAAGUCCCACUCAGCCUGUGAAAACAAUGGUUAACUAUCUUUUAAUGAAUCUGGGGGAGUUUUGCCAAAUCUAGAGAAUAUAACCCUUAUGAUGUUAUACUGGUGUCAUCAGGGUUAUCUCAGCUUUGAUUUGGACAGUUACAAUAGAAAAUUUGUGUGACAAACUGGGGGAGUUUCCUAAUCAUGGAUGAACAAGACUGGUCUAAGGAAGAGAUGCUGUCAAGUUCAGUUGUGGGAAAGGUAGGACGCAGUGUAUUUAGAGUUUGACUCAUACUAAGGACUAUAAAAUAUCAAAUAUGAAAAUACGUCUGCCAGGCUGUUCAUACCUUUUUUAAGCACUGUCUCUCUGAGUCCCCCAACUUUAUGCAAGUGCACUACUACAGUAAUUCUCCAGAGUACCAUUGUGAAACCGAUUCAAAUUGGCCAAAAAGCAAAACACACCAUAACACGACUAAAAAACAGUCAGUCACAGGGAGUUUCUAGUUUUACUUUGAAACUGUGCAAGUGAAAGUGACACUGCCGCCCAAAACCUUUACCCCAAACACAGUUUUGUGCUAAUUCCAAAAAAAUAAAGAUGUAUAUUAUUGUUACACAGAAAUCUGGCGUCACCCUGCCAGAAUAGUCACAAAAGUAGGCAAUUGCUGCUAACUUUAGAGUCUCUAAACGAGUCCAGAUUUAUACAUUCAAAGUCUACCUUCAGUGUGUUUUUUAAUAUGCAUUCUUUCUAAACAAUAAUGUAAUAAGACCAAUAAGAAACGCUGGCGCUGGAGAUGAUGAUGAUGAUAAUGAUGUUGGUGUUUUCCAGUUGUUAUACUGCUUGGGGUUUUAUCAAAACACUACUAGGAUGUUUUGUAGCAUUUUUUUUCUUUUCCCUUCAAAUAAAAUAAAAAACAC
Messenger RNA from Chelmon rostratus (copperband butterflyfish), 7410 nucleotides. RefSeq names its product E3 ubiquitin-protein ligase RNF166. NCBI's taxonomy places the organism in Eukaryota, Metazoa, Chordata, Actinopteri, Chaetodontiformes, Chaetodontidae. The record is from RefSeq and is a predicted model, not a curated record. Gene Ontology annotation, molecular function: ubiquitin protein ligase activity. Gene Ontology annotation, biological process: protein polyubiquitination; ubiquitin-dependent protein catabolic process. The coding region runs from base 243 to 980 and encodes 245 amino acids. The transcript is spliced from 6 exons.